Calliphora vicina (urban bluebottle blowfly) is the source of this 1280-nucleotide messenger RNA. It is a transcript of the gene MED30, whose product is annotated as Mediator complex subunit 30. The record is from RefSeq and is a predicted model, not a curated record. The transcript is spliced from 2 exons. Bases 33 to 1238 code for a protein of 401 amino acids. NCBI's taxonomy places the organism in Eukaryota, Metazoa, Arthropoda, Insecta, Diptera, Calliphoridae. Gene Ontology annotation, biological process: positive regulation of DNA-templated transcription. Gene Ontology annotation, molecular function: transcription coregulator activity. Gene Ontology annotation, cellular component: mediator complex.
AAGUCAUUUAAAAACUAGAGAAUAUAUCAAAUAUGUCUGGUCAAUAUCCUGGUGGUUAUAACAAUCCCUUGGCGGGUCAUCGUGGCCAAUUUAAUCCACAGCAACAGCAGCAGAUAAUGAAUCAAAUGCAAAUGGGUUCAGCCGGAGGUGCCGGUAUGAUGGUUGGAGCCGGAGGUGGUCCUGGUGGUGGCAUGAUGUCUAUGGGAGGAGGUGGUGGCGGUGGUUAUGGUCAGGGUGGUAUGUUGCCCCAGCAAGGAAAUCCCAUGCAACAGGGAAUGCAAAGCAUGGCGGGCUCAGUUGGUGGAGGUAUGGGACCUGGUGUUAUGAAUCCUGUAGGUAUGCAGUCUCCAUCGCAUGUGCAACAGCAAUUAAUGCAGCAGCAACAACAACAAAUGCAACAGCAGCAGCAAAUGGGUCCGAUGGGACCACAAAUGGGCAUGAGUAUGGGAGGACAUGUUGGUAUGGGCGGCGGAAGUGGCACCGGUGGUGUCAAUCCUCAAGUGGGUAAUAUAAUGCCUCAGCAACAACAAAUGCCACCGCAAAUGCAACAAAAUGUAGGCAUGCAACAAGCUCAUCAAAUGCAAACCGGAGCUAGCGGACCAAAUAUGGGAGCAAUGUUGGCUCAGCAGCAACAACAAUCUAUGCAACAAUCUCAACAAAGUCCUGCUGCCCAACAACAACAGUCAUCCAUGCAGCCAUCACAACAAAUGCCUCAGACAAGCGGUAUGCAACAACAGCAGCAGCCUCAAUCAUCAUCUAACAACGUAUUGUCUAUACCCCAACAACCCCACAAAGAGAUCAAUAUUGUAACUUUGUCACGAGUUGGUCAAGAAACUGUACAAGACAUUACCUCUAGAUUUCAAGAAAUAUUUACGGCUCUGAAAGUCAUACAGCCUACAUCCAGUCGGGAUAAUGGUACAGUGAAAAAGGUUCAGGAACAUUUUCGAACGAUUCGUUUACUAUUCAAGCGCAUGCGAUUGAUCUAUGAGCGUUGCAGUGAUGGUUAUCCACAGGGUAUGGAGUACACACAUGUUGAAAGUUUAAUACCAUAUAAAGAUGAAACGGAGCAUCGUAAUUUAGAGGGCACACAAUGUGAGGAGUACCGCAAAGCUUUGCAGGAAAAUCAAGAACUUAUCGACACAGUCAAAUUGAAAAAUCGCCAGCUAAGAGAAAUUAUUGAUCGCACACGUAUUAUUGUUUGGGAAAUAAACACUAUGCUUAGCAUGAGGAGAUCUUGAAAAAUAUUAUAGGGGAAAUAUUUGUAACAUAGAUAAUUAAGU